Sesamum indicum (sesame) is the source of this 1623-nucleotide messenger RNA. It is a transcript of the gene CDPMEK, whose product is annotated as 4-(cytidine 5'-phospho)-2-C-methyl-D-erithritol kinase. The record is from RefSeq and is a predicted model, not a curated record. Gene Ontology annotation, biological process: terpenoid biosynthetic process. NCBI's taxonomy places the organism in Eukaryota, Viridiplantae, Streptophyta, Magnoliopsida, Lamiales, Pedaliaceae. Gene Ontology annotation, molecular function: 4-(cytidine 5'-diphospho)-2-C-methyl-D-erythritol kinase activity; ATP binding. Gene Ontology annotation, cellular component: chloroplast.
UUUAGUUCACCGUAGACAGAAGCAGGAAAUGUGUGUGUUGAUGAUUUUCAACUGAUUGAAUAAUGAAUAGCUAUUCCUUCCUUCAAAUUCAAUCAACUUAAGUCUGCUCUAUAAUUCGUAGUAGUUAACUGAGCUAUUGGGUUGUCAUCUCUCUCUCUCUCUCUCUCGAUUUGCUUCCAAUGGCUUUUUCCAAUUCUCUCUGCAGCCACCAGAGCUACGCUUCCUACAACGGGAAAACGCAGUUCAAUUCUUUCAAGAGAGGCUGUUUUUAUCUACCUUCUUCGUUUAAGCCACAAGGGUUGUCGUCUUUCCACAGAAAGUUUGAAUCUUCAAGGACCCAUUUGAUCAGGGCCACGGCUUCUGAUUCCAAGACUGAUAGAAAGCAAGUUGAAGUGGUGUAUGAUCUUGAGGAUAAGUUUAAUAAGUUAGCAGACCAAGUGGAUAGGGAUGCAGGGAUGUCAAGGCUCACUCUUUUUUCUCCUUGCAAGAUUAAUGUUUUCUUGAGAAUAACAAGCAAAAGAGCGGAUGGAUAUCAUGAUUUGGCAUCUCUCUUUCAUGUUAUCAGCCUAGGAGAUAAAAUAAAGUUCUCGUUGUCCCCAUCAAAAUCAAAAGAUCGUUUGUCAACAAAUGUUCCUGGAGUCCCUCUUGAUGAAAGAAAUUUGAUAAUAAAGGCUCUUAAUCUGUUCAGGAAAAAGACAGGGACUGACAACUACUUUUGGAUUCAUCUUGAUAAGAUGGUGCCAACGGGGGCUGGCCUUGGUGGUGGCAGCAGCAAUGCUGCUACUGCCUUGUGGGCAGCAAAUCAGUUUAGCGGUUGUGUUGCCACUGAAAAGGAGCUCCAAGAAUGGUCUAGUGAGAUCGGCUCUGAUAUCCCCUUCUUUUUCUCCCAUGGAGCUGCAUAUUGUACCGGUAGAGGUGAGGUAGUUGAAGAUAUUCCUCCACCUGUACCGAUUGAUGUUCCUAUGGUUCUCAUUAAACCACCAGAGGCAUGCUCUACUGCUGAAGUUUACAAGCGGUUUCGGUUGGAUCAAACAAGCCAGAUUGACCCUUUGACGUUGCUAGAGAAGAUCUCAAGGAAUGGAAUCUCUCAGGAGGUUUGCGUAAAUGAUCUAGAACCCCCUGCUUUUGAAGUCCUUCCAUCAUUAAAAAGAUUAAAACAGCGCAUAGCUGCUGCAGGCCGAGGACAGUAUGAUGCCGUUUUCAUGUCUGGAAGUGGGAGCACCAUUGUGGGGGUGGGUUCUCCUGACCCCCCUCAGUUCGUGUACGAUGAUGAUGAGUACAAGAAUGUCUUCUUAUCAGAGGCCAACUUCAUCACCCGCUCGCCUAAUCAGUGGUAUGCAGAACCUAUUUCGACAAAUGCUGCUAUCUCACCAACGGAGAUUUCUGUUCAAUAGUCUGUCAUACAUAUACAUAUGGAGUCGAAAUUGCAUCAGUUGUAUAAUGGUAGUAGCCCUUCAUGGUUAGCUUCUCUCUUAUUCGAUUUUUGUUAAUUUAUUUGCUAUAAUCAAUAGACAUGUACCUUUGUAGUUUCGAGUGAAGACAAGACAAGACAUCUUGUUCUACCAUUGCUUUUCUCAUUCUAGUGAGACAUGCAAGAAAUAUAUACAUUGUGUUUUAUUAUCU